Molecule: messenger RNA, 2436 nt
Organism: Miscanthus lutarioriparius
Lineage: Eukaryota; Viridiplantae; Streptophyta; Magnoliopsida; Poales; Poaceae
Source: the annotation of a GenBank genome assembly
AUGGCGAUGGGGCCGUUGUCCUCGGUUGCAUUACCAUCUGAAACAUCUUCAUUUCAGGGAGUUGGCCAAGAUUAUGCUACCCAGUUCCAUCAGUGUUCGCUGCAGCUUGCUGCUAAUACAGUAACCACAGAGAGCAAAUUGCAGACACAGCUUGUAGCAGCUGCUGCAUCAAUGGCAGCCGAACAGGACAAUAAUGUUUUCAUCUUGAAAUAUCUUGUUCCAGAUGGCUCGCUGGCCAUAGGGCAGUCUUUGCAAGUUGGGCAAACACUAGUUUCAGCACAAGGUAUUUUUGUGUUGGGUUUCUUCACAAUUGGGGCCAACACAUAUCUAGGAAUAUGGUACAAUUACAUAAAGCCUCAAACAAUCGUCUGGGUGGCAAACCGUGACAAACCAAUAAAGGGAGGCAAUGUAAGCCUUACCCUCAGCCAAAGCUCUCUUGACCUUGUGGAUACAAGGAGAGGAUCCCUGUGGUCAAGUGGCACACUCAACACCAAUAGUCCACAGGCCUUCCUUCUCGACACUGGUAACCUUAUCAUCAAUGACACCACCAUGUCUAGGAGUACUCCAGGUCAAGUACUAUGGCGAAGUUUUGAUCAUCCCUGCGACACAUUCUUGUCUGGCAUGAGAAUCGGGUACGACACGUCGGCGGCGAAUAAUGGCUUGUUGCAGCUCAGAUCAUGGAAGAGCGAAUCGGACCCGUCUCCCGGGGACUACACCAUCAGCAUGGAUCCGAGACGAAUGCCUGAACUGCUCUUGUUCAAUGCCACUGAUUUGACAUACAGGACUGGUCCAUGGAAUGGCCAGGCCUUCAACGGCCAGCCAUAUCUCAAGCCGACAAAUGAUGUGGUGUUCAACAUGACUGUGCGCGAAGGCAGCGCGUAUUACUCGUUCACGGCUUUGAACACAUCAGUCCAGUGGCGACUUGUCCUGAUGCCAGAUGGCAUUGCCUAUCGCUGGCGCAGCAACUCCGACAACAAGUGGGAGUACUACUGGCAUUGGCCUCAGUCUACAUGUGAUUCCUCGCGUUCUGCGGUCCAAACGCCUUCUGCUCCACCGCUGUCUGCCAAUGCCUGCCGGAGUUCGUCCCCACGUCGCCGCCGCGAAUGGAACCAGAGGAACUUCGCCGGUGGCUGCGUGAGGAGUGUGUCGCCGUUUUCUUGCUCGUCAGCGAAUGGGUUUAGCAGACUCUCACUUGUUAAGGUGCCUGACACACUGAACGCCACCUUGGUUCGAGGCAAGAGCUUGGAUGGCUGCAGGGAGUUGUGCUUAGGGAACUGCUCGUGCAACGCUUUACGCCUGCUUGGAGGGAGUGACUGUGUCGUCUGGUCAGGUGAUCUGCUCGAUACUGUUCAGCUUACUAUAGGGAUCGAUGAUUUGUACACUCGGGUUUCUCAUAAUGAUCCGUCUCACACAGAUAGACAAACUGCUAUCAUUGUCUCUGUCUCUGUUGUUGGAGGGUUGCUGCUUAUUUCUGCAUUGCUAGUAUUUUGUUAUCGUCGAAGUCAACGAAAGCAUUUACCACUAGCACUUGAACAUGAGCAUGCCCCAGGGCCUAAGCUUACAGCCCACCUUGAGCAGAGUUUAGAUCUGGAUGCUAUCAGAGUUGCCACCAACAGUUUUACUGAACGAAAUAGUAUCAUUUCUACCCGAUCUAAGACCAUCUACAAGGGAACACUACCAAAUGUUGGUGAUUUGGCAAUCAAAAGACUAAACACGGAAGUGGGGCUUGAGGAGCUAAAAAAUGAGGUGAAAAUUCUUGCGAGGCUUAACCAUCCAAACAUCAUAAGGAUGAUGGGAUCCUGCAUAGGGAAUAACAACAACCUAAUAUGCUAUGAAUAUAUGCCCGGUGGUAGCCUUGAUGCAGUUCUUUUCGCUGAAGAUGAAAAGUACGGAGUGCUCGACUGGCCUUCACGUCUUCGCAUCUUGCAAGGGAUUUGUGAAGGAUUGCUAUAUCUGCAUGAGCAUUGCAGAAUCAUUCAUCGUGAUAUAGACCCUAGUAAUAUCCUACUUAGCGAUGACUUGAUCCCCAAAAUUUCAGACUUUGGUCUUGCAACUCUGCUUGAUCAAGGCCAGUCUGAAGGGAAGGCGGAGAGCUUCGAGGGAACACGUGCAUACAGCGCUCCUGAGUUGUUCCACCGCAAAUCGUACUCGGCGAAGUCCGAUGUGUACAGCUUUGGUGUAGUACUUCUGGAGAUUGUAACAGGCUGCAAAGCGACAUCAUUUCGUAGAGAAGAUGCUGAUGACCUCCCUACAUAUGUUCGACAGCACUGGACUCAGGGAACUGCUGAGCAGUUGAAGGAUCCAAGAAUGGGUGAUGCUCCCAGAGGAGAGGUGGGAAGAUGCAUUCAUAUAGGCCUCCGUUGCGUUCAAGAUGAUCCAGACGUGAGGCCUACCAUGUCAUACAUCAGGAACACACUGGCGGCAAUUCGCUCUUAG